Epithele typhae is the source of this 483-nucleotide messenger RNA. RefSeq lists its product as uncharacterized. The record is from RefSeq and is a predicted model, not a curated record. Gene Ontology annotation, cellular component: endoplasmic reticulum membrane. The annotation marks the transcript as partial. Gene Ontology annotation, biological process: nuclear membrane fusion involved in karyogamy; karyogamy involved in conjugation with cellular fusion. NCBI's taxonomy places the organism in Eukaryota, Fungi, Basidiomycota, Agaricomycetes, Polyporales, Epitheliaceae. The transcript is spliced from 6 exons.
CCGGAAGAGAUCACCGCAGUUCUGCAGGGAGUUGGGUCCUUGGAGACGUACUCAAACAGGCCUGACUGUUUCCGGGCGGCGGCUAAGCGUAUCCAAACUCGAUGCAGCGAACUUGAGAUAGACGAAGGAGCACGAGUUCAAGCCGCACUUUCAAUGACAUUAUGCGAAAUCGCCACCGCCGAACACAAUUCGCCACCCAUGGAAUGCGCUUCCUUCGGAGGGCAAGAUGGCUCCCGCGGGGACACCUCGGCCCGACAAUGUGUCUCGGCUCUGUCGCGUAGCGCGCAAUACUGGUCUAGCUAUUCCGGGUAUCUUCGAGAAGUUGCCCAGUUGUGUUUUGCGUUUCAGCGAUGGAACGACAUUGAUACCGCAAAACAAGUGCACAGGAAUGCCACGAUGGAGGCGAUUUUGGCUCUACGCGUCAUCUCUGAUCAACGAAGGGACAUGCAAACAGCAUGGGAUGAUUCGUCUGCCAUCUUACAG